AUGCGUCAAUUAAAUGCAGCCACGGACACUCCAGCUUCCAUGGAGAAGCCAGUGUCAACGUCGGCGCCGUCAUCUUUGGAUGCACCGAGCCCGCGACUAAGCUCUCCUGUAUACCAGGAUACUCGUGAAUCCCAGGUAUUUCCAAUGCCAACCCGUCAAGGACUUGGUUGUUGCCGAGCUGUGGGGUACUCGCAAUGCGUCCCAACAGAGAACUUCUAUGUGUGCAUUUUCGCGAAAGAGCUACGUCUUGGACUCAACACCAAACUGGAGGAGCGGUGUCAAGCCUUGAGCCGCAAGAUAUUUGGCCACAUACACCAUUGA
Molecule: messenger RNA, 321 nt
Organism: Phytophthora nicotianae INRA-310
Lineage: Eukaryota; Oomycota; Peronosporomycetes; Peronosporales; Peronosporaceae
Exons: 4
Coding region: 1-321 (106 amino acids)
Source: RefSeq, a predicted model, not a curated record